Thermothielavioides terrestris NRRL 8126 is the source of this 1492-nucleotide messenger RNA. RefSeq lists its product as uncharacterized. Gene Ontology annotation, biological process: transmembrane transport. NCBI's taxonomy places the organism in Eukaryota, Fungi, Ascomycota, Sordariomycetes, Sordariales, Chaetomiaceae. Gene Ontology annotation, molecular function: transmembrane transporter activity. Gene Ontology annotation, cellular component: fungal-type vacuole membrane. The transcript has 5 exons. The record is from RefSeq and is a predicted model, not a curated record. The coding region runs from base 6 to 869 and encodes 287 amino acids.
CAGCAAUGCCGACAACCAUUGCCUUUAGUGUCGUGGGUCAAUGGUUCGAGGCCAGGAAGGGCAUCGCAACCGGCUGCGUUACGCUGGGCGCACCGUUGGGGGGCAUCUUCUUCUCACUGCUCCUCCAGGUCUUGUUCGACAGGUUCCCGUGGAAGACGGCGGCUCUCGUGCUGGCAGCCACGAUGGCCUGUCUGUUGUCCUUGGGCUCCUUGCUGGUGGAGACCAACUUGCCUGUGCAACCAGCGAACGAGGACUCAGAGCCCGCACUAUCGAGCGUGUUGAGAUCGCCCAAGUUCUGGCUGGUCAGCUAUGCUGUUUUUGCGUACGAACUUGUUCUCUUCGUCCAAUGGGGCACUAUCCCUUCAUAUGCCGUCUCGGCGAACGUCGGGAACAAACAAUUCUACCUGAUGAUGUCGUACAACAUUGGCGCAGUCAUGGGCCGAACACUUCCCCCGUGGUUAUCUGACCGGGCUCUGGGUCCACUGAACGCUAUCAUCGUGAUGAACAUUUUCACGCUGCUCGUCGUGCUAGCCAUAUGGCUACCCGUUGGGGGAUCUUCCGUGGCAGCGCUGUUCGUCGUCAUGGUCCUCAUGGGCAUCGGAACCGGGAGCUUCGUUCCCCUUGGCGUUUCGUGCAUUAAUGCACUCUGCACUCCGGAACACACCGGGACCUGGCUCGGGUCUGCCUACAGCAUCGUCUCGGUUGCGACUCUGUUGGGGAACCCGGUUUCGUCAGCAAUCCUCGCCCGAUACCAUUGUGACGGGCUCCUGGCCUUUCUCGCCGCCGUCCUCUUUUCGGGCAUGAUCAGCGCCGCCGCUCUUCGAUGGCUCUUCCACGGCCGCCGGUGGAUCUUCAAGGCGAGAGUUUGAGGUUGGCUGUUCGAACGGCAGCUCCCCGGCCUUGGUUGGUCGAGAAGUUCCCAAGAUCGGGCUGAGCGUGCGUGUCCGGGUGACACGGCAGAACACGGCAUGCUCUGUACGGAGUAAGCCCCGCGAAAUAACAAGCCUGUACAAGAGUUUGAUGCACCUGCGUGAGAAGUUGCUGUUGAACAGCACUCCUUCCUGCAAGGGCUUUUGCUACGAUUGGGCAGUGACCACCUGCAGUGGGUGGUCUGGCGACCGAGGCGCACAAACACCCAGGUGGAGUGCCGGUGAGCGGUGCCGUCUGAUGUGUACAAUACACUCGUUACGUGGAGGUGCCGCAGGCGGCAUCACUGGCAGCGAGUGCGGGAAGACGGAGUACGGAGUACACUACAAUGGGCACGCCCAUAAUGAAGCGCCGGCUUUCCAGUAACCCUGAGGCCCCAGCUGCGAGACGGUGAUCUGCGUGCAUCACAACCCCGUUGGGUUACACGACAGAUCCAAAUCCUUGGUCCCAACCGGGCUAGUGGACGGUUGCGCACGCCCGCCGGCAGCCUGUCAUCGAGAUUUCGCCGCUCAGUGCUACUCAACACAACCCUCUUCUGCCUCCGGACAUUGUGACAUAACUUAUA